Molecule: messenger RNA, 2265 nt
Organism: Macrosiphum euphorbiae (potato aphid)
Lineage: Eukaryota; Metazoa; Arthropoda; Insecta; Hemiptera; Aphididae
Source: the annotation of a GenBank genome assembly
AUGAGUUGGUUCAAGCGAAAUAAAGGAGUUGAAAAAACUGACGAUCUUGAUUUGUCUGCGUGUUUUGAUAGCUUUAACAAACAUUGGCAACAAACUUUUGAAAUUAUUGAUAGAUUUCAAACUUCAAAAGGCGUUAUUAAGCAUGAUGAUAUUGUAGCCGUUAUAAAUCAUUUAAAUCAAUUAAUAAAGCUAUUGUUACUUGAUGUACAAUCAGCCAAAUCAACCAAUCAAUCACAGUGUCUUGAAUACUUUUUGAGAAACCAAUUACUAGGAAAAUUAUACUCAUGGAGCUUAAAAACAGACAGGUUCAAAAACUAUUUAAAAUUGGAACAAUUAAAAGUUUAUGGAGUUCUCUUGUCAGAACUUCGAAUACAUCAGAUACUUUCUGAUGAUUCUAUAUUAAAUCCUUUAAUACUAAUAUUAAACUCAUAUGAUGGUGAUUGCUUAUCUGUAGAAAUUGAAAAACACUUAGUCACAGUUUUAAGACAAUUUUGUGUUGUGCUUUCUCAUCAACCAAGUAUAUUGUGCAAUGUCUUAAAAGAUAACACUUCAAAUUCAAAAUGUGUUAUAUUGUCAUUAUUGAUGGCAUUCAUACACCGUGAUGGAUCAAUUGGUGAAGAGGCGCGUGAUGCCUUAUUAAUAUUUGUGUCAUUAUCUCGUCAAAAUGAUACACUAGCUAAUAUCAUAACAUCUAAAUCGAAUGUGAGUCCUGUAUUGGCAACUGGUUUAAGUGGUCUAUAUUCAGUGUUGCCACGAAAAUUAGAUUUUGAAAAUGAUUGCUACAGACUGAGCCCAGAAAAUAUUGAACAUGUACCAGAACUAAAUAAUUUCUUAGCUUCAGUAGAAUUGUGUAAUGCUGUUGCUAAAAUAUGUCACAAAUCUGUAUAUGAUCAACUUUUGGAUUACUUAUACCAUGGGUUCCUUCUACCCGUUGUCGGGCCAGCAUUAAUGCAGGUGGCAGAAGAGGAAGUAGCUACAGCAACAGUAUACUUAGAUUUACUACUUCGUAGCGUCACUCAUCCAGGACUUUUACAAACAUUUGUGAAAUUUGUGCUGUGUGAAAGAUUUGAAAAAAUAAAAAUAAUUGAAUUGCUCGUCAAUCGAAUUAAUAGCAAAUCUUUUAAGGUUUGUAUUGCUACACUUGCAUUGAUGGAAACAAUUUUAGACUUAAACUGUGAGGAUGUCAUGUUAGAACUAGUAUUCAAGUAUUUAGUGCCGUGCACGCACAUAAUGCUUAGCCAACGUUCACGUAUUAAACAAGUAGAUUCAUAUUGUAAAUCAGCUGACAUAUUUUUGUCCUUAAUACCAGAUGUCUUCAAACAUAGGAAUGUUAAUUCUCAAACUUUAUUCUCUGAGUAUCGAUGUUAUUUGAACUGUGCACGAAUUAAGAUAGCUGAAUGUGCUAUAGAAACUAAACAUUGGACAUACCUAUAUGAUGGAGAAAAUCCAUCUCACGUAAUAGUUGAAACUAAGACAAAUGAUGUGGAGAAUGAUCAAAACAGCAUAUUAUCAGCUGACGAUAGUUCAAGUGGAUAUGAAAGUUUUAAAGCCAUGAAAGACAUUGACAAAAUGCUCGGAACUGAUGAUAGUAGGCCUGCUGACGAAAUUUUGUCAAACACUUCUUCGCCAUGUGGUAGUGAUUCGCCAACGUGCUUCAUAAGACAGUCAGCAUUCAAGACAAAAGAACCACUUACACAAUACCCUUGUUUGGGUCCAUUUCUCGAAGCGCUAUUUUCAAAUCUAGAAAAUUUGCCCGAACAAGAUUUUCGGAUAAACUUACGUCUCACUGCUGUUAUGACUCGUCUGUCCAUGUACAACAAACCUUUAAUUCAAUCAUUGUUACUAAAUCAUUCUAUGAUUUUUCAGCCAUGUAUACGUUCUCUGUUUCAAAUAUUGCGCUCUUUAAAACAGACUAUGGAAACAAAAUUAUGCAGCCGUGUGGAAAAAGUUAAAGAAGCCGAAUCAUUUUUAAUUGAACGAGAAAAUAAACUCUGCAACACUAAAUGCAGUCGUUCAGCUGGUGAGAAAAUUCCGGAACCAUUUGCUAGAGGUGAAACCAAACGGCGCAGCAUAUCAGUAGCAUUUGGAGCAAUGUUCAGAAGAAAUUCAGGAAACAAGGAAGCCAUAUUAGAAUCCACAAGCAACGGUUACAGGUAUUACAAAGAAAAUGAAACCGAGUCUUUAGACUUGCCAAUAAACGCAAUAAUUCUGGCAGAAUGGUUGAAGGAACUGUCGGCCAUUUGUCAAGAACACACAAUUAGCUAG